AUGUCUAAAAUCGCCUCCACGUUCUCGCGCCUGGUGCGCUUUGUGCCCAAGUCGAACCCCGCCAAGGUUCUAAUUGGUGAGCCCGUCGAUCCCAAGUUGGAUGUCGGAUUGGCCCUCUACCAGGGCAAGGAGGUUGCGGUGCACCCGUUCUCUGGCACCUCAGUCCUGAGCCCUGGCAAAGUGACCGAUACGACGGAGACCAUCGCGCGUAUUUUAUCGCCUCUAGCGCAAAACGAGGUUGGAACUAUUCGCUGUAUUGGCUUGAAUUAUGCCUCCCACGCUAAGGAGAUGGCUCUCCCAAUCCCAGAGGUCCCAACGUUGUUCAUGAAGCCAGCCAGCUCUCUGGCGGAUCCUUGGCCUGCACCAACAGUUCUGCCUAAAAUUACGCAGCAGGAUAACACUGGCGACUAUGAGUCUGAGAUGGUAAUUGUCAUUGGACGUGAUGCCAAGGAUGUGUCCGAGUCCGAGGCCCUCGAAUAUGUCCUCGGCUACACAGCUGCCAACGAUGUUUCUAGCCGUACUUCCCAGAUGAACCAGAGCCAGUGGUCUUUUUCUAAGGGCUUUGAUGGCGCAUGCCCGAUUGGUCCCGUGCUUGUUUCCGCUACCCUUAUCCCCGAUGCCAACAAGCUCCAGAUUCGUGGUCUUAAGAACGGCAGUGUAAUGCAGGACUGCCCCUUGACUGACCUGAUCUUCAGUGUCCCCCAGUUGAUCAGCUUCCUCUCCCAAGGCACCACACUUCCUGCCGGUACAAUCAUCUUGACCGGCACCCCGCCCGGUGUAGGCGCAGCAAAGAACCCCAAGGAGUUCAUCAAGGCUGGCGACGAGUUCGCCGUUGAGCUGCUGCCACACGUUGGAACACUUAUCAACAAAAUCGAGCACCAGUAA
Messenger RNA from Penicillium coprophilum, 885 nucleotides. Its product is annotated as fumarylacetoacetate hydrolase family protein. Bases 1 to 885 code for a protein of 294 amino acids. Gene Ontology annotation, molecular function: acetylpyruvate hydrolase activity. The record is from RefSeq and is a predicted model, not a curated record. The transcript is spliced from 5 exons. NCBI's taxonomy places the organism in Eukaryota, Fungi, Ascomycota, Eurotiomycetes, Eurotiales, Aspergillaceae.